This is a messenger RNA of Dalotia coriaria, 1434 nucleotides long. Its product is annotated as C-type mannose receptor 2-like. The record is from RefSeq and is a predicted model, not a curated record. Lineage: Eukaryota; Metazoa; Arthropoda; Insecta; Coleoptera; Staphylinidae. The coding region runs from base 1 to 1434 and encodes 477 amino acids. Gene Ontology annotation, molecular function: signaling receptor activity. The transcript has 9 exons.
AUGAAGUUUAUUUUAGCUUGUUUCGUACUGCUUAGUGUUCAAUGUGCUGAAAUAUACGGAAAAAAUUAUUACAUACAAAAUACAACAACGCUUAACUGGCAUGCAGCAUUCCAAAAUUGUGCACUCAAAGGAUUGCAGAUGGCAACUGUUAUCACACAAAAUGAACAAGCUACUAUGGAAGCAACUAUAAAAGCGGCAGGUUUGGAAAAAACAUCGUUUUGGAUAGGUGGAACAGAUAUAGCUAAAGAAGGCAAGUUUGUUUGGAUGGCAUCCGGUGAACCAUUCAGUUACACUAACUGGUUGCCAAAUCAACCUGAUAAUAACUACUUUGAUGUAGCAGAGAAUUGCGUGGAUCUUUGGCCAAUGGCAAGAAACACACUGGAAUGGAAUGAUGCACCGUCAUUCGAAAACUGUGCCCUGCAAGGAUGGCAGAUGGCUACUAUCCUGACCAAAAAUGAACAGAAUACUUUAGAGAAGACUAUAAAAGCAGCUGGGUUAGAAAAAACAUCUUUCUGGAUAGGUGGAUCUGAUUUGGCCAAAGAAGGUAGUUUUGUCUGGACAGCUUCCGGUGAACCCUUUAGUUACACAAAUUGGCUGCCAGAUCAACCAGACAACAAAAACAUAAACGGAGUAGAAAACUGUGUGGAUAUUUGGCCAUUCGCCAGAAACACAUUUGAAUGGAAUGAUGCCCCCUGCAAUAACCCAAAAUAUUUUAUAUGUGAAGAUCAACCAAAAAAUUGUUAUAACAAUGAAGAUAUUACAGUUUCAAAUUGGUAUGGAUCAUUUGAAAACUGUGCCCAGCAAGGCUUACAAUUGGCUACGGUGAAUACCAGAAAUGAACAAACUCAUCUGGAAAGAACUAUCAAAAAAGCAGGCAUGGAGAAAGCAUCGUUUUGGAUAGGUGGAUCAGACUUAACAAAAGAAGGCAAAUUUGUAUGGAUGGCAACUGGUGAGCCAUUUGCGUAUACAAAUUGGUUGCGACCAGGCCUGGUUGGUGGCCAACCAGACAACUAUGACAACAUUGAGCAUUGCCUAAGUUGGUAUGCAUCAUUCGAAAACUGUGCGAGGCAAGGACUGCAAUUGGCAACUGUAAAUACCAGAAAUGAACAACAUCUUCUUGAGAAAACAAUCAAAAAAGCAGGGUUAGAAAAAACAUCUUUCUGGACAGGUGGUUCUGACUUAGCCAAAGAAGGUAGUUUUGUCUGGACAGCUUCCGGGGAACCAUUUGGUUACACGAAUUGGCUGCCUGAUCAACCAGACAACACCAACAGAAACGGAGUAGAAAACUGUGUGGAUAUUUGGCCAUUCGCAAGAAACACAUUUGAAUGGAAUGAUGCUCCUUGCAAUAACCCAAAAUAUUUUAUUUGUGAAGAUCAACCAAAAAAUUGUUAUAACAAUGAAGAUAUUACAGUUGUAUGUGAGAGACUGAGGUAA